AACUCGCCCAGCGUUUACCAGCUCGCCUUUCAAACUGGGAACAAAAAGGAUCCUGCAAACUUCUGAGCAGCGCACCUGGAAAAGAAUUUCUGCUUGGAAAUUGAAUGGCUUCUGAGAAAAUGACCAACUGUGUUGUUUCGGACUCUAACUACGCUGAGCUGGUUCUAGAUGUGGGAAAAGUCACUUUGGGGGAGAAGAAGAGAAAGAAAAUGAGAGAUUCUCAACUGAGAAAAAAGCAGAAUGAAAACCUCUCAAAAUGUGUGAUUACUUUGCUGAAUUCUGGAGGGGGGAUGAGCAAGAUUGAAAUUGAGAAUGAAGAUUAUAGUUAUGAAAAAGAUGGAAUCGGAUUAGAUUUGGAACAUUCUUUAGCCGAUAUGGUUCCAAUUGUUCAUAAAUACUUUGACUUUAUGAAACAAGGUAAAUAUUUUCUGAUUUUUGUCAAAUCGUGGAGCUCCAAAAUCCCUGGGAUGAAGAUUGCCACCUUGAGUUCCAAUUUGUACAAAAGAGAUAUAACCUCUGUAAAUGUCAUGAAUGCUACCGUGGCACUGGAAUUCCUUAAAGACAGGGUAGAAACUAGAGAGAGAUUUUCUUUAAUGUCGAAAUCGUCUUCAAAGAGGUGCCGAGAAGAAACAGAAGAAAGUAGCACAAAGGCCUUGGCUUCUGACUUUUUUAAUAGGACGCAACUCAGGUACAGAGAAAAACUCACCUUUACUGAAUCCACAUAUGUGGAAAUUAAAGACUUCUCAACACAAAAGCUGUUACAACGCAUUAAAGAGAUUCUCCCUCAAAACGUUUCUGCAUUUGCAAAUACUCGUGGGGGAUAUUUGUUUAUUGGUUUAAGUGAAGAAAAACAAGAAGUAAUUGGCUUUAAAGCAGAGAAGAGUGACCUUGACAAGUUAGAAAGAGAAAUAGAAAAAUGCAUCAGCAAGUUGCCUGUCUAUCACUUCUGUAUGGAGAAGAAGAAGAUAAAUUAUUUAUGCAAAUUCCUUGAGGUAUACGAUGAAGAAAAUCUUUGUGGAUAUGUCUGUAUGCUCAAAAUAGAGCCAUUCUGUUGUGCAGUGUUUGCCAAAAAGCCGGAUUCCUGGCACGUGAAAGACAAUCAAGUGAUGCAGCUGUCCGUGGAGGAGUGGGUGCAAUUAAUGAUGGGUCCUGAACCAGAUUUUUCCAGGUUGUUUGAAGAGAUGAACCUUCAACGAAGUAUGUUAUCACCAAUUCCCCAUGAUUGGUCUGUUGAUAAAAGUAAGAAUUUAGAAAGUCAUCAGCAGAGAUAUCACUUUAGAGUGCCAUCAGAAAAGGUGACGUAUAUUCCAGAAAUCUUCUGCAAGAGACUGUUCUCACAACAUGAAGGACUUGCACAGUUAAUACAUAAAGAAAUGGGCUCUGUUCAUCAUGGUACAUUGAUCUUUUCUAAAAGUUGGUCUUCGGAUCUGGACUUGCAAGAGAACCAGAGCGUCAUCUGUGAUGCACUUCUAAUUUCCCAGGACCGUCCACCAGUCUUAUACACCUUCCUCAGGGAACUGAAUGAGGAACUAAAAGGUUAUUCUAUACAAACUGCCUUAACUUUAAAGAAGAAACUGGUAAAAAUUGGUGGCUACACUGGUAAAGUGUGUGUCAUGACAAAGAUCUACUGGAGUGAAGAAUCUUCUUUAUUAACUGAAGGCAGUGCAAGACUUCUUCAUGAUUCAAGCUUAUCUGCAAUUUACCCUAAGUCCUACACCCUUAUAACCAGUCAAACAAUGAAUGACUUAAAGAAGGCCCUUUUUAUAGUCUUGAAGAGACUUGGAACUUUGAGUGAUAAAUUUGAUUCUGAGAUUUUUCAACAUCUCUUGAGCAAUCAGCAUGGAUUACUUUCUGAGGAAUGACAAAAGGUUGUUUAAAUAUCGUCCAGUUCAGUUUAGUCGCUCAGUUUUGUCUGACUUUUUGCAACCCCACAGACUGCAGCACGC
This is a messenger RNA of Odocoileus virginianus texanus, 1946 nucleotides long. RefSeq names its product ribonuclease SLFN12. NCBI's taxonomy places the organism in Eukaryota, Metazoa, Chordata, Mammalia, Artiodactyla, Cervidae. The record is from RefSeq and is a predicted model, not a curated record.